This is a messenger RNA of Closterium sp. Naga37s-1, 12234 nucleotides long. Lineage: Eukaryota; Viridiplantae; Streptophyta; Zygnematophyceae; Desmidiales; Closteriaceae. The record is from the annotation of a GenBank genome assembly.
AUGGACGGCGACGAUUCAAGUAGCCAAUUAUCGGGGUCCGGGAAGCAGAGGAAGAUCCGCAAAACACCGGUGCAGCUGGAGAGAUUGGAAGAGGUCUUUGCUGUGCACAAGUACCCGUCGGACGACCUGCGCGCGUCGCUGUGCGCGGAGCUGGCGCUCACGGACCGCCAGCUGCAGAUGUGGUUCUCGCACCGCCGCCGCAAGGACCGCAUCCUCGAGAACUCCGUCGCCGCCUCCGCCGCCGCCGCGCCCAAGCCGCCCGCCACCGCAUUCCCGCGCACCGCCGGCCCGCUGGGCCAAGGCCUCGCACGACCUGGCCUCACCACCCCUUUCUCCAUCACCGCCGCCGCCGCCGCCGCCGGCGGUGGUGGAUCCGACGCGGCGGAGUCACUGGCGGCGCCUAGGAUGGGCGGCGAUGUGAAUGCGGAGGAGGGGGCAGAGCAGCCUGGGGGCAGUUCGCGCGUGAGCAGCCUCCUUGCGGGACGCGCGCUCUCCACGGACGCAGCCCCCGGCGCGGCGGCGCGUGCGGGCGUGUUCCGCAUCCCCGCCCUCCCCGCUAAAACUCUUCCCGCCCCCCCUGGCGCGUCUCCCGUCCUCUUUGGCCGCCCCCUCGCCCCCGCGCCUAUACCCGCCACGCCCCUCCUGCCUGUCCCUGCGGAUUCCGCCGAUGCGUGUGGCAGGGGGGGCGAGGGGAGGGCGGGGGAGGGGUACGUGUGGUGGAACGCGGGGGGCGUGCGGAAGCUGUCAGUGGUGGGCGCGGGCAGGGCGCAGAGGGAGGGGGGGGGCGCGGGGGUGUCAGGGCUGAUGGCGCACGAGGAGCUGGAGGAGCAGCACGACGCCAGGGCUGGGCGCGCUGCCACGGGGCUCGCCUGCUCCGGCGCUCGUGGUAGUGGUGCUGCCAGUGCUUCUGCGAGUGGCGUUGCUGCUGCCGCUGCUGCUGCUGGAGGUGCAGUGUUGGGUACCGGCUCGGUUGGUCCUGGUGCAGGCGGUGGUGGUGCUGUGGCGUGCGCACACACCACACCCCGGGUCCCUGGGAGAGGCAGGGAGGGCGCACAGGGCGCAGGGGGCGUAGGAGGGAAGGGCGCACAGGGCGCACAAGGCGCAGGGGGGGCGGAAGGGAGCGCGUGGAAGGCUGUGGAGGAGCAAAGGGCGCUUUCAAUCGGCAUGCCAGGUGGCCUUGCCAACGGCCAAUUAGCAGCUGCCAGUUCAUCGGCAUGGCAGGGUGAGCAGAGUAGCUGGAGAAGGCAGGAUGGGAGCGGGGAGUGGGUGGCAGGCGGGGAGGAGGAAGAGGAGGAUGAGGAGGAGGAGGAGGAGGAGGAGGAGGAGGAGGAGGAGGAGGAGGAGGAGGAGGAGGAGCAGGCGGAGGCGGUGGAGAGGGUGAGGAGGGGCAUGGGAGGCGAGUACCGGUUGGAAGGGCCGCCACUAAGUGCUGUGUUUGACCCCGUGCCCGCUCUGCGCUUCAACCUCGCCCUUGGCCUUGUUGCCAUGGCUCGCUGUGGCGCUCAUCCCUCCCUGCUACUCAUCCCUCCCUGCUACUCCUCCCUCCCUGCUACUCAUCCCUCCCUGCUACUCAUCCCUCCCUGCUACUCAUCCCUCCCUGCUACUCAUCCCUCCCUGCUACUCAUCCCUCCCUGCUACUCCUCUCUUCUGCCUCGUCCUCGUCUUGCAUCUGCCACCUGUGACUCUCGCUCUCUGUAUUGUCCGUCCGUCCUCUCUCUCGUCCCUGCACCCUUUAUCCCCGAGGCAUUGACCAGCACAGAGUCAGCUCUGCCCUCUGCCAUAAUCCUUGUCAUGCCUUCUCCAUUUCAUGCCUUCUCCUGUCCUGUCCCCUGCUCGCCUUCCUCUCACGUCCCCAGCCACCACCCCCUUUGUGUCUCGCCUCCCUCCCCCGCAUCCCCCGUGUGUUGUGUUGCGCUCCCGGCUGCCCCACCGCAGGCGGCCACUGUCGCUGCAACCCGCGCUGCAGUGCGCGCCUCUCCCUUGCACGCACUGGAACCUCCACACACGCUGCCGCCCUCUGCCUCUGCCAGUGGUCCGCUGCUCGCUGCCGAUGGGGCCCUGCGCCCUGCUACCGGCGCACCUGCUGGCCUCACUGCCAACGGGACUUCACACCCGCCAACAACAACAGCUGCUGCUGCUGCUGGUCCGCAGCCUGGUCAGCAUCACCACGCGGCAGCAGGAAGGGCGGGCAGGGAAGGGCUGAUGAAGCAGGAGGAGCAGGAGGAGGAGGCGGUAGAGGAGGAGGGGAGUGGAGAGGAAGGGGCGGAACUGCUGCACCUGCUCACUGCUGCUGCCUCGGGGUCGUCGGGCUUUGCUGCUGGGGGGGGGAAGGGUGUGAUGAAUGGCGUGGGGGAGAAGGGGAGAGGAGGAGCGGGUGGGAGCAUGGUGGGGCGCGGGAGUAGAGGCGCGGAGAAGGGGGGGCAGGCGAAUGGACGCGAAUGCGGGGUGAGGAAGCGGGAAACAGGUGUGGAGAACGGUGGUAUGAGAUUAGUGGGUGGGUUAGUGGGAGGGGAUGAAGGGUUGUGGGAAGGGAAGAAGGGCGGGGGGAUGGGAGUGGGGGGUAGGGAUGUUGAACCGACAGAGGAAGAAGAGGAGGAAGAGGAGGAGGAGGACGAGGAGGAAGAGGAGGAUGAGGGGGAGGAGGAGGAGGAAAGGGAGGAGGCUUGGCAUGAGGAGUCACGGCAAUGCGGGGAGAGAGGAAGUGAGGAGAGGCCUGGGAACAAGAGGCGACGGCAGGCAGGUGGCAUUGAUGGCGGGGUUGGGGUGGUACAAGGGACCAUGGGGGGUGGUGAGGACGAGGAGGAGGGGUCACAACGAGGCGAGGCGGCACAGGAUGGGGCGAAGCAGAGCGGCACAAAGAGGAAGAAGCAAGGGGAGGAGGGGCGGGUGCGCAAGGAGCAGCAGCAGCAGGAGAAGCGAGUGAGGCGCGAGGCGGAGAGGCAGGAGACGGCCCAACGCAAGAUGCAGGAGGCGGCACGGCGGGCAGAGGAGAGGCGGCGGCGGGAGGAGGAGAGGGAAGAGCGGGAGAGGCACAAGGAGCAAGCGAGGGAGGCGAGGGAGCGGCAGCGCGAGGAGGAGAGGGAGGCGCGGGAGCGGGAGAAAGAGCGAGAGAGGAUGGUUCGGGAGAAGAAGCGGGAGGAGGAGCGGCAGGCGCGGGAGCAAAUGAAGGAGAGCAUUCAGGUGAGCUGGCUGCCUCUUGUGCGUCCUGCCCGCUCAGCUGAGCGCCACCCCCCGCGCCGCCUCCUCAUUGUGUCUGUGUCGCCCAUCGAUUCUGUCUUGCACCUUCACUCACUUCCCCUUUCACUUGCUGACGGUGGGGAAGCGGCACAGCAGCGGUGGCAAGCAGCGAGGGCGAGAAGGAGGCAAGUGGCGCAGGCACUGUGCAGGCAAUGUGCAUUCGCCCUUUUUUCACCCUUCCCUCCGCUCCUGUGUGCCUUCCUCCCCACGCAGACACCUCCCACGUCCACCCCGCCCCUCUCUCCCACUCCCCUUCCACCGGACCCUCACUCUCUAUUAUCCCGCCCGCCCUCCUCAACGCAGGUGGCGAGGCGGCAACGGCGUGAGGAGCAAAGGCGGGCGCGGGAGGCGGCGAGGGAGCGCGUGCAGGCAGAGAGGGCCAAGGCGCGGCAGGCAGCGCGCGCAGCCCUGCAGCUGCUGGACGACCGGCAGCUGGAACUGCAGCUUGCUGCUGGCUCGCUCAGGGGCGGAGAGGGCGAGUGUGAGGAGGAGAAAGGGGAAGGGGAGGAUGGUGAGAGGAAGAAGGUGGCAAGGGAAGGGCGUGGUGUGGGGGACAUGGAUAUGGGCGAUCUCACGAUUAUUCUCUCUCAACCAAUCCGCCCCUCCCCAUCCGCCCCCAACCCGUCUCUCUCUGAGCCCUGCAGAGCACUUACUGCCCUUCCCACCGCCCACAGUGCGCCGCCAUCCAGUGCUGCCCGACCCGCCCUGGCGCUCCAAGUCCCAAGCUUCUGCAUCUACUCAAACCUGACCUCCUUCUCGCCCCCUUCCCACAUCACCACCCCCUGCAGGUGUAUUCCUUCCUCACCACCUUCGCCGACACCCUCGCCCUCUGGCCCUUCUCCCUGCACCACCUCGCGCACGCACUCCACCUCCCUGUCAGUACACACCCACCCACCCCGCCCUGCCUCUGUCUGCUCCGCUCUGCACGUUUCUGCAUUUGAGCCCAGACCCAACAAAGGCACAGAUGCGCUCACGGGCGUAGAUGUAGGUGCAGCUGGUGGCAGGGGAGCAGAGGGGGCAGAGGGGGCAGAGGGGGCAGAGGGGGCAGAGGGGGCAGAGGGGGCAGAGGGGGCAGAGGGGGCAGAGGGGGCAGAGGGGGCAGAGGGGGCAGAGGGGGCAGAGGGGGCAGAGGGGGCAGAGGGGGCAGAGGGGGCAGAGGGGGCAGAGGGGGCAGAGGGGGGGGCAGCGGGCAUGGCAGCAGCGGUGGCGGAUGCAUUGGCAGCAGCAGUGGGCGGGUCGGACACCGCCAGGGCGCUCGUGCUGCACUCCGCUGCUGCUGUUGUGGCUGAGGCACGUGAGUGGGGCUUCACACCAAGCCUGUGGCGCCGCCUGCUGGGGCCACUCACGUGGCCCGAGGUGCUGCGCCAGUACGCCCUUGCUGCCGCCUGGGGCCCUCCCCGCCUCUCUCCUGCCCGGCGCCGCCAUCCCCGCCGCCUUCACAGCCGUGGCUCCCAAGGGGAAGCCAUGCACGGGCAGGCCUGUGCUGUGGGCCUUGGUGCGGGCGGUGACUGCAGCGAUGAGAGUGGUGAUGAGGCUGCUGUCCAAGAAGCUCUCGUUGCUGACCUGGCAUCAGGCAGGGCAGCUGACGUGGCGGCAAAGCAGGCGUUGGAGGAGCAGCAGGCAUGGCGGGAGGAGCAGCGGCGGCAGCUGCACGCGCAGUACCUCGCGUACCUCGCUGCUGGCGGUGGCCGCUUCAGCGACGACGACGAAAAUGAUGACAAGCAGGAGGAGCGGCACACAGGGGCAUGGCCAGGAGGAGUGGGGAAGGCAGGGGAAGGGGCAGGAAGUGCUGGAGGGGAUAGCAAGGGCAGUGUUGGCGCUGCCACCGACACGAACCCUCUCCCCCCUGCCACUGCCUCUCCUCCUCCAAAGGCCCCGCCAGCCCACAGCAGCAGCCCUCUCGUGUGUCCAGUGCCGCGCAUGGUGGCACGCCUGGCGCCCGGCACAGUCAAGUUCGCGGCCUUCCACGUGCUGGCGUAUGAGGGCGCUGCUGGGCUGCCCGUGACUCUGUUAGCGCAGCGCAUCCAGCAGUGUGGGCUUAGAGACCUGUCUGGCAGCCGCACUCCCGAGGCUACCAUUACCGGUGCGCUGGCGCGGGACCCGCUGUUCCAGCGCGUGGCGAGCUGCACUUACUGCGUGCGCGGGGCGUACAGGCGGGGCGAGGGGGGGCGAGAGGAGGGGCUGAGGGAGGCUGUUGAGCUGGUGAGACGCGCGGCUGAGGGGAGGCGAGGGGAGGAGGAGGGAGAUGAGGGAGAGGAGGAGGGAGAGGAGGGAGAGGAUGGAAAGGAGGUGGGUGGUGAGGGUGAGAAGGAGGUGGAGGGUGAGGAGAAGGAGGUGGAGGGUGAGGGUUUAGGUGAGGAGGAGAGUGGGGGAGGAAGGGAGGCCGCAGAAGAGGGUGGUGGGGCAGAGGAGGGAAGGCAGCAGAGUGGUGGGCAAGGGCAGGGCGAGCGGAUGGACGGGGAUGGGCAGGGUUGUGAGGGCGGUGGUGCAGGAGGUGGGGGCGGUGCAUGGUGCGAGGGCGGUGAACGCAGAGAGGGUGGUGAACGCAGAGAGGGCGGUGAACGCAGAGAGGGCGGUGAACGCAGAGAGGGUGAAUUGGUUGGGCCGUGCAGAGCACCCGAGCAGAGCGGGCAGGACACCACCGAGGAAGGCAUGACUGUGAAUGACAUGAUGAGUGCGCGACCCGUGCGCGUGACGGGCGUGAUGGUGGAAGGAGGGGUGGGGACGAGCACGAAUUUCAAGGGUGAUGAAGCGGUGAGGGCGACGGUGACAGAUGCAGAGGAUGCAGCCGGCUGUGCUGCUGCAAACGGGCCUGGUCCCGCUGACAGCAUGGUGCGUGGUGAGGCGAUGGGAGGCGAGGGCAGUGUGGAGGUGGGCGGCGAUGUGCGGAUGGCGUGGUGUGAGGGAGUGGGGCUGGGGGAGGAGGAGGUGCAGGCGGUGGAUGGCAUGGAGGCAGGGCGUGGGAGAGGCGAGGGAGGGGACAUGAAUGGUGAUGAGAAACAGCAGCAGGGCAGGGGGGAGGAGGGUGGUGGGGCUGAUGGCAGCGGUGAUGAGAGCGAGUGGGAGUGGGAGUCUGAUGAGGAGGGGGAUGGAGAGGAGGACGCAGAGGAGGGGGGGGAGGGAGAGGGGGUGCAGGGGAGGGCGUGGGUGGCGGCGCUGGGAGGGGUGGAGUACAGCGAGCUCAGUGUGGAGGAGCGCCUUCACCUGCUCGUUGACCUGGUCAACGCAGUCAACGACUCCUCCACCAUCCGCACUGCUAUUGAGGCGAGGUACGAGGUGCAGUCGUCAUACCGGCGGCAGCGCUGGGUGGAGGCAUCGCUGCACCGCAGGAAGGGCGCCUGGCGACCCCCCGCCCUCCUCCCCGCCUCCCUGCCCCUCCGCCGCCCCGCCCACGCUGCUGCGGGUCCUGCUGGUGACACUGCACGUGCUGCUGCUGCUGAUGGUAGCGCUGAUGCAGCUGCUACGGCAGCUGGUGGCGAUGGCGGUGCUGCAGCAGUAGGAGCGGUGACCACGUCGGCCGCACCCACUCAAGGCGCAGCACCCGCUGGGGACCAUGCGGUCAGAGCGGUGCUGCAGGUCCCUCUGCUGCUGCCGCCACCCGUGUCGGACACACUGGAAGUCCCUCCAGAGGCAAUGGGGAGAGAUGAUGGUGGGGAGAGAGGGGAUGUGAGGGAGGAGGGGAAACCAGUGGAGAGAGAGGAGAAAGAGGGGAGUGGAAGGAGUGUGGAGGAGGAGUGGCAAAGAAAGAGUGAAGGAGAAGAAGCAAUGGUGGCGAGGAGCAGCGAGGAUGAGAGAGCGCAAGACAGGGCUUCUGAGGCUCCUGAAGAGGCGGAGGGACGAGCUUCUGAGGUGUUCCAAAAGGCGGAGGAGAGGGGGGCAGAGGAGCAAGCGGUGAAACAAGAAGCGAGGGCGGUGGGGGAAUGUGAGGGGCGGGUGCAUGGGGAAGAGUUAGUGGAAAGGAGGAUGGUUGGCCGUGUCGAGGUGGAGGGACUGGAGGGGUGCAGCAAGGAGGAGCAGAUGGAGCAGGAGAGCAAAGCGGAGCGGAAGGAAGAGCUGGAACAAAGGGAGGAGGGGUUACAGGGAGAUGCGAGGCAUGAUGCGACGGCGGAGGGGGAGGAGAAAGAGGGGUCAGAGGCAGAGAGGCAGUUGUUGGAGGAGGGGGUGGUUCCAAUGUCCGUUCAUUCUCCUGCUCUUGCUGCUCCUGUUGAUACCAUUACUUCUGCUGCUGCUGCCACUGUCACUCCUGUUGCUGCUGGUGGACGGGAUGGCUCUGCUGGUGGACGGGAUGGCUCUGCUGGUGGACAGGAUGGCUCUGCUGGUGCGUGCAGCAGUGGGUUGUAUGGAAGUGUAACUCCUUUCCUCCCAACGCCCACCACCAUUCAGUGUAACUCCUUUCCUCCCAAAUCCCACGCUUCACUGCCUCAUCCACUCGCCCUCUUUCCCUCGCCGCCCCCCGACAUUCACAGUCUAGGCCACUUCACCCAUGUUUCCCUCCCCUCCUCUUCUCCCCAUCUCCCCCCCAUUGUUCCCCCCGUAUGCUUGCAGUCACUGGCGCAUCUCAAGGCGUUGCUGUACCCGCGUGGGGUGAGGGAGUCCGCCCUGCUCUCCAACCUCCGCCACCACCUCUCCUCCCUCACUCCACCGCUCUGCACCGCUGCUAUACCCGCCACCACCACUGCACCGGCUGCCACCAUCACCACACCAGCUGCCACCACCAUUGCACCCCCCACAGCCUCUGCUGGUGCUCUUGAGUCGCCUCCUCCACCCCUCACCUCAUCGGUACCACCAACCUCACCCCCCAGGCCAACCAACGCACUUGCCACUCCAGAAACAUUAGCCACCUUCUCUGAAACACCUUCUGUGCCGCUCGAAGCACCUGUGAGUGACAGAAAGGGAGAGGGUGCCAUAAUGCCAACGCCAGCAGCGAUCAGUGAAGAAGAUGCCUCACAACCUGUGCUCCCUCCUCCCCACGCCCCUGCUGCCGCCACCAUCCAACCCGCCCAGGCGAAUGAAGGAGACGCCAGGCUGGCAUGCACACCCAUCCAUCCAUGCGAGCUCAUGACGGGUGGUGCACUCGCCCCAGCUGGUGAGACACAACACCACCUCACAGUCAUCCCUCCUGCUGCCCCCCUGCCCUCACCCUCUUGCGCUUUCCUCCCCAAGGAAGCUUCCUGGCUGCUUCGAUCCAUUGGGGAUGCAGAGGCCGGGGAGCAGGAGCAGAGGGGGGGAGGGAAGGAGGGAGAGCAGAGCAGGGAAUGCGGCGAGAUGGUGAGGGGCGGCAGGCAGGAGGGGGAGGGGGGGGCAGCAAUUUGUCGUACUGCUGGUGCUGAUGUGGCAGCAGCAGAGCGCACUUCCCUGGAUGCUGACGCCAGGGAUGCAGCAGCAGCGGCAGCAGCAGCAGCAGCAGCAGGUGCUUCUGUGGGCUCAGCAGGACGAAAUGCGUUGGUGGCAUCUGGGGAGUGCAAACGUGUAGCAGAGAAGGGCACAGCGGGUGCAGCGAGUGGAGCAGCAGGAAUAGAGGGGGCAGGCAGGGAGGAGGGCCGUGGGGCGGCCAUUCCCCCCCGUGUGCGGCACCUCCAACACUCCCUGCUGGCUGCCCAGGUGGUGUUAGAGGCAAGGGGCAAGCUGGCAUUGGAGUGGACGGAGGAGAGAAGGCGCGUGUGGCGUGCAGCCGUGCACAUGGCAUGGCAUGCCGCCCACCUGCUGCAGCUGGAGGCUGCCAUUCCCCCCACCUUCAUCCACGGCUCCUUCAGCCCCGCGCCAGAUGUCGCCCUGCGAUUGGUGCGCACGCGCAGGCCAGGUGACUCCGAGGCCCAGGCUGGGCGGUGCAACGAUGAGAGGGGCAGAGAGGGGGGCGCGGGGGAGGAGAGAGGCAGGGAGGGGCGCGAGAGGGAAGGGGGCGAGAGGGAGUUUGGAAGAGAGGAGAUCAGGGAGGAGGGAGUAGUAAGCACUCAGGAGGGUGACGGCUGGACGGGUUGUGGUGAGGAGGCUGGGCGAAUGGUUGGUGUUUCUGGCGAGGGGGGGGAGGCGAGGAAAGGAGAGCAGGAAAGGUGCCCCGUAGAGAAGGCAUUUGCUAAUGCUGACUGGGAGCAGAGCUCUCUAGGGGCGGGGGGUGGGAAAGAGGAUGGCAGAUCCACAGAAAAAGGUCAGCAGAACUUUGGAAUGGAGCGGAGGCAAGGUGCGGAUGGAAGGGGGAGGGAUUGCAGAGGGGGGGAUGGCCUAGUGGCGUGUGUGAGCGAUGGCGAGCAGCCCCUAGAGGCCGCCGCAGGGAAGGUGGCGCUGGUCCUCUCUUCCCUCACCAUGCCGCUGCCGUGCAUGCCCCUCACAUGCGCUGCUGUCGCUCUGCGAUUGGCCUCCCUGGAGGCCGCUGUCCUGGGGGACAGGCGCGGGGAUGGGGGCAUGGGCGCGGAUGGGGGGAGUGGGGGCGGGGGCGAGAGAGGAAGCGAGGCAGGGUGGGAUGGUGAGGUGGGAUGGUGGGUGCCUGAUGAAGCCAGGCGGCUGGAGGGGGUGUGGUGGGAGCACGUGGAGGCGGCGAGGAGAGUGGAGGCAGUUGAAGGGAUGGUUAACUGGGAGGAGUGGGAGGCCAGGGAGGUGGAGGCAGAGGAGGAGGAAGAGGAGGAAGAGGAGCAGAAGCAAGAGGAGGAGGAAGAGGAGGAGGAGGAGGAUUUGCAGGUGAAGCUUCGAGUGCGAACGAAGGGGCUGCGACGACACGUGAAGAAGAGACGGAUGGGUGCGAAGGGCGAGAGUGGCACAGAAGGCCGUGAGGAGGGGCAAGAAAGGAAAGCGAAGAAGAGGGAUGUGAAGAGGGAUGUGAAGAGGGAAAUCAGAGAUGCGGGAAUGAGGCAUGGAGUGAAGGUGGAGGAGGGGGAUGAGGGAGCAGGGCAGCAGCAGGUGGCAUCGACUGGCGUGAGGGGUGGGCGCAUGAGUGAGGGGGCGAGCAGGUGCGUGAGUGAGGGGGCGAGCAGGCGCGUGAGUGAGGGGGCGAGCAGGCGCGUGAGUGAGGGGGCGAGCAGGCGCGUGAGUGAGGGGGCGAGCAGGCGCGUGAGUGAGGGGGCGAGCAGGCGCGUGAGUGAGGGGGCGAGCAUGCGCGUGAGUGAGGGGGCGAGCAUGCGCGUGAGUGAGGGGGCGAGCAGGUGCGUGCAGCGGUCAUUGUCGUCACGCAGCAGGGCUGCUGUGCGGCGGGUGGGCGGGGAGAAGGCGGAGGAGGGGGAGGAGGAGGAGGAGGAGGGGCAGCAGCAGGGGGGGCAGCAGAAGGGCAGGGCGUCAGUUUGUGGAGAGAAGCAGGAGAACAAGGACGAAGGCUUUGCAGCAGCAACAGCACCCUGCCAUCCAUCACGCACCCCUCUGCGCCUCCCCUCUGCCGCCAUCAACCUGCCUGCACCUGCCGCGCCAUCAGCCAUCGCUACACCUGCCCCCAAAGCACCUCGUCUUGCACGCUCCAAGCUGCCUUCCUUCAGAAAGAGAACUGGCGCUGCUGCUGUUGUUGCUGCGGCUGCUGCUGACAGUGGAAGGAACGGAGCUGCAGCUGUUGAUUCUGAUGCUCACUCCGAUUCACGCUCUGACCCUCAUGACCGUGUUGCUGCUGCCCGUGCUGCCAAUGGCACCGGCACGGAUCACAGCGAUGAUGGCAGUGUUGACAGGGAGGACAGGGAGGACAGUGACGGCAGGGAGGACAGUGACGGCAGUGGCAAGGGCCGCAAGAACAGCAGCGAGGAGGAAAGCAGUGGUGAUGCAGGCGGUGGCGCGGCAGACCCACCAUCAGCAGCAGCGCUACCAGCACCCUCUCCCUCCCGCCCCCCACCGCGCAAGCGCCCGCGCUCCCUGCACCCCACACAUGCACAUCCACUGCCUGCCCGAGGCUAUGCAGUUGCCGCUGCUGCGGUGAAGACGGAGGCUCGGGCAGACGGGCACACAGGCUUGGAGGCAGGCUCAGAUGGACGGCUUGGAGGCUCGGGAGGAAGGAAGCACGUGGGUGGGGUGGGUGGUGAUGGGAGUAAGAAGGGUGAGAAGCAGGAGGGGAUGGAAGGGCGAGGUGGUGAGGAGGGGGUAGCUCGGAGAAGGACGACUCGCAGACAGGAGAGGAUUCAAAGCGGCGCCGUGGGUGUUGAGGCACCUCAGUGGGCGACCAAGAGGAGAGAGGGGGGGGCUAAGGCAGGGGGGGAGAAAGGGAGAGGAGGAGGUGGAGAGGGGGGUAGUGGUGGGAUGGGAGGAGAGGAUGAGAAGCAGGAGGAGCGCAGAGUUGAGACGGGGAGGCCGCGGAGGGAGGCGAGUUUGCGGGCCAGAAAGGCACAGGAAGAGAUGUUGCUGACGGAGAAGGGUGGAGGAAUGGAGGGUGUGGAGGAGGAGAGGACAGGGAGAGGCGCAGUGAGAGGAGCGAGACGGAACGCUGCUACUGCAGGAGUGGAGAGGAAGGGGAAGGAGAAGGGUGAGAGGAGCGUGGGGGGGCGGGGCGGUGGGAGAGGCAGAGGCGAGGCAAGCACGGCAGCAGCAGGUGGCGAGGAGGGCGGCAAGCGAGCAACCAGCACGAGAGCGGCACGAGCAGCAACAGGUGGUGGCAGUGGCGGUGGUGGGAGUGGAGGGCGCAGCAGGCGUGCGAUGAGGGGUGUGAGGCAUGGCGUGGGGGCUGGAGAAGCAGGGAACUCCCCUCAAGCACCCGCUUCUCAACCACCAACGCAGUCCUCUCACGACAUCCACUCCCCUCAACCUUCCCACUCCCCUCAAGCAAUUCUUUUGGGCUCGAGUAGUGAUGGCACAGGACAGGGUGAGCGGGAGGCAUGGGGACAUGGCUCAGGGCACGGAGAGGACGAGAGGGGAGGAGGCUCGGAGGUGGCAGAGAGGCAGCAGCAGCAGCAGGGAGCAGCGAGGCCAGCGCAGUCAGGCAGUGAGGACUCGUCAUACUACCUGGGGUCGCCCCUGCGCCUGGACGCCCCGCAGUGGCCUUCGUACCUCGACCCUUCCUCUGCUGACUCCGCUGCUCGCUUCCCCCCUUCUCACUGA